Rhododendron vialii is the source of this 2272-nucleotide messenger RNA. RefSeq lists its product as uncharacterized. Bases 114 to 2090 code for a protein of 658 amino acids. Gene Ontology annotation, biological process: activation of GTPase activity. The transcript has 15 exons. Gene Ontology annotation, molecular function: GTPase activator activity. NCBI's taxonomy places the organism in Eukaryota, Viridiplantae, Streptophyta, Magnoliopsida, Ericales, Ericaceae. The record is from RefSeq and is a predicted model, not a curated record.
CAUCUGGAUUACCCCUCUCUCUCUCUCUCUCUCUCCCUUCGACUUCAAGAAUCAAGAAAUAGAAAAACAAUCUCUCUCUCUCUCUCUCUACGCGUCACAGCAAUUCACCAGCGAUGCAAGAAGCAGAACUCCACGAUUUAUCAGACGACGCCGAUUACGCCGCCUCUCAACAGCAAGGUUCGGCGAGCUUGAUGCGGAGUGAUAGUAGUAGUAGACGGAGCUCAGCGAGCGAGCCGGAUGGUGCGGAAGUUGUUUACUGGAAAGAUAACGUGACAAUUCACCCGACUCAGUACGCGUCAGAGAGGAUUAGCGGUCGAUUAAAGUUGACCAAGCAAGGGCCGUCUCUGUUCAUGACUUGGAUUCCCUACAAAGGGCAAGGCUCAAAUGCGAAGUUGUCUGAGAGAGAUAGGAAUCUCUACACGAUUAGGGCAGUGCCUUUCACGGAGGUCCGAUCAAUUCGUCGACACACUCCAACCCUUGGGUGGCAGUACAUAAUUGUUGUUUUGUCAUCAGGACUAGCAUUCCCUCCCCUCUACUUCUACAAUGGUGGAGUCAAAGAGUUCCUUGCCACAAUUAAGCUUCAUGUGUUUCUUGUCAGGUCGGCAGAAGAUGCAAAUGUAUUUCUUGUGAAUGAUAUUCAAGAUCGUCUGCAGAGAACUCUCUCCUCUUUAGAGUUACCUGGGGCUGUGGCAAGUGGGUUAUCUUCAUCACCCACUGUUGGUGAGUCCCUUUCAAUUUUAAAUGAGGACAGGACAGAUGGAGGUUCCUUUGAUGGAAGUGCCAGUCAUGUUCAGCAAAAUGGGAGGCGGAGGCAAAAGGUUCAGGAUCCUACUCGAGAUCUUUCAAUUCAAGUAUUGGAGAAAUUCUCUCUUGUGACUAGAUUUGCUCGGGAAACUACUUCACAAAUUUUUGGGGAAAUUCAUAGUGAUGUUUAUGGUGGUAGUGAGAGGAGGGCCCAUAACCAGACUCCCCAGAAUUACUCUAGCAGUGAGGUAGCUAAUGAUGUAGAAAAGGUUCCCGAUGAAGUUCCCGUAGCCUCAGAUCCUUUGGAGUUUGAGAAAUUAACACUAGUAUGGGGAAAACCACGUGAAGCUCCUUUGAUGCCUGAUGAGUGGUCAGCUUUCUUUGAUUCGGAAGGGCGAAUCAAGGAUUCAGAAGUUUUAAGAAAGAGAAUAUUCUACGGGGGAGUAGAUUACAUGCUGCGGAAUGAGGUAUGGCCGUUCUUGUUAGGAUAUCAUGCAUUUGAUUCAACAUAUGCAGAGCGGGAGUACCUGGUGUCGGUUAAGAAGACAGAGUAUGAGACCAUAAAAAACCAGUGGCAGAGUAUCUCCUCGGAACAGGCAAAAAGAUUUACAAAGUUUAGGGAGAGGAGAGGCCUCGUUGAGAAAGAUGUGGUAAGGACGGAUAGAUCACUCUCAUUCUACGAUGGCGACGAUAAUCCAAAUGUGAAUCUUUUACGAGAUAUAUUGCUGACAUACUCCUUUUACAACUUUGACCUUGGUUACUGUCAGGGCAUGAGUGAUCUUCUAUCCCCAAUAUUGUAUGUUAUGAAGAAUGAGUCGGAAUCAUUUUGGUGUUUUGUUGCACUGAUGGAACGACUUGGACCUAAUUUUAAUCGCGACCAAAAUGGCAUGCACACUCAACUUUUUGCCUUAUCAAAGCUGGUGGAGUUGUUAGACAUCCCGUUACAUAAUUACUUCAAGCAGAAUGACUGCUUGAAUUAUUUCUUUUGUUUCCGAUGGGUUCUUAUACAAUUUAAAAGGGAAUUUGAAUUUGAAAGAACAAUGCGGUUGUGGGAAGUGAUGUGGACUCAUUACAUGUCAGAGCACCUGCACCUGUACUUCUGUGUUGCAAUCCUUAAGAGGUACCGUCGCAAGAUAAUGGGGGAGCAGAUGGAUUUUGACACGCUCUUGAAGUUUAUAAAUGAGCUGAGUGGUCAAAUAGACCUUGAUGCUACCCUUAGGGAUGCAGAGGCUUUAUGCGUAUGUGCUGGAGAGAAUGGUGCAGCUUGCAUUCCUCCUGGAACUCCACCUUCUUUGCCCAUUGGGGAGGGCUCAUUAUACCCUCUACAAGAUGAUGAUGUUUUGUAAACACGGUUCUUGUAUCUGGGAGCAAUCUUUGUUUUAUAUUCCCAACAUUCACAAAAGUUAUGGAAGAUGUGGUUAGCACUUCCUGUAGUAUAAUAUUUCUUAAUAUGUUGUUAGCUUGAUUGGCAUAUUUUCCAAUGAAGGAUGUGUUCUAUUAAAUGCCAGUCAAAUACUUGUUGCAACUA